Molecule: messenger RNA, 1698 nt
Organism: Colletotrichum chrysophilum
Lineage: Eukaryota; Fungi; Ascomycota; Sordariomycetes; Glomerellales; Glomerellaceae
Exons: 2
Coding region: 1-1698 (565 amino acids)
Biological process (GO): glutathione catabolic process
Cellular component (GO): plasma membrane
Molecular function (GO): glutathione gamma-glutamate hydrolase
Source: RefSeq, a predicted model, not a curated record
AUGAAGUCGUUCGCGACCACCGCCGCCGUCGCGCAGCUGCUGCUCGGCCUCCUGCAGCCCGCCCUCGCGGCCCCGAGCACGUAUGCCGGGCCCCCGAAGCUGGGCGCCGUCGCCUCCGAGACGGACAUCUGCAGCGAGAUCGGCACCAACCUGCUGAAGAAGGGCGGCAACGCGGCUGACGCCCUCGUCGGCACCGUCUUCUGCAUCGGCACUGUCGGCAUGUACCACAGCGGCAUUGCGGGCGGCGGCUUCAUGCUCGUGAGGUCCCCCAACGGGACCUACGAGUUCAUCGACUUCCGCGAGACGGCCCCCGCCGCGGCCUACGAGGACAUGUACGCCAACAACACGGCGGCCAGCAUGUACGGCGGCCUGGCAAGUGGUGUCCCGGGUGAGCUUCGCGGCUUGGAGUAUCUCCACAACAAGUACGGCCGCCUCCCCUGGGCCGACCUCGUCGCGCCCUCCGUCAAGAUCGCCCGCUUCGGCUUCCGCGUCAACGAGGACCUCGUCAAGUACAUGAACGCCGUCACGCCCAACGGCAACUUCCUCACCGACGACCCCUCCUGGGCCAUGGACUUCGCCCCCCACGGCUACCGCGUCCGCCUCAACGAGACCAUGACCCGCAAGCGCUACGCCGACACCCUCGAGGCCAUCGCCACCGGCGGCGCCGACGCAUUCUACACCGGCGCCAUCGCCAACGCCACCAUCGCCGCCCUCCGCGCCGCCAACGGCACCAUGACCCUCGCCGACCUCGCAAACUACACCGUCGCCAUCCGCGAGCCCGCGCACAUCACCUACCGCGGCCACAAGCUCACCGCCUGCAACGCCCCCUCCGGCGGCAUCGUCGCCCUCAGCGCGCUCAACACCGUCUCCGGCUACGAGGACUUCGGCGCCCCCGCGAGCCGCAACCUCUCCGUCCACCGCCUCGACGAGGCCAUCCGCUUCGCCUACGGCCAGCGCUCCAAGCUCGGCGACCCGCUCUUCGUCGACGGCAUGUCCGACUACACGGCCGCCAUGAUCUCCCCCGAGACCGGCGCCGAGGUGCGCUCCAAGAUUUCGGAUUUCCGCACCCAGAACGUGUCCGCGUACAACCCCGAGGGCUUCGAAUCGCUCGAGACCCCGGGGACCUCCCACGUGGCCACCGCCGACGCCAGCGGCCUCGCCAUCUCGCUCACGACGACCGUCAACCUCCUCUUCGGCUCGCAGCUCAUGGUCCCCGAGACGGGCGUCAUCAUGAACAACGAGAUGAACGACUUCAGCAUCCCCGGCUCCAGCAACGCCUUCGGCUACGUCCCCAGCCCGGCCAACUACAUCCGCCCCGGCAAGAGACCCUUGUCUUCUAUUUCCCCCGUCAUCGUCGAGAAGCCCGACGGCAAGCUGUACUUUGUCAUCGGCGCGGCGGGCGGCAGUCGUAUUAUCACUGCCACCAUCCAGAACCUGCACAACGUGCUCGACCGGAACCUGACGGCGCCCCAGGCGCUGGCGGAGCCGCGUCUGCACGACCAGCUCAGCCCGAAUAUUAUUAACGUCGAGUACUCGUAUGAUAAUAGUACGAUUAGCUACCUGCAGUCGCUGGGCCACAACGUCACGUGGGUUGCGCCUGGUAGCUCCUCCGCGCAGGGUGUGAGGUUGUUGGAGAACGGCACGUUUGAGGCUGCGGGCGAGCCGAGACAGAAGAACUCUGGCGGCUAUGCUGUGUAA